CAGUUUUCGAAAUACUCCUCUUAGCUUCAUUUCGAAAGCACUAAAUACAUCAUCUAUCAGAGAUAUAUACCAACAGACAGGCGAUUCAGAUAGUGUAUUCAAAACCCUAGGAUCGCGCUGAGCCCGUGAACGGAAAAAGGAAGGAAUCAUGAUGCUGAGAACACCACCAUUGAAGCGAAGGGCGCAGAGCAAGCAACCUGAAGAUGGCAGUCCGAACUCCGGCAAUCGGCAGCUCAUCAUCUACGAGGAUACGCCGUUACCGGAGUCUUCUCACGAUCAUCCUGAAACUUCAGACCAAAUGCUCUGCACUUACCAAUGCCGCCAAAUGGUGAAAUCAGAGUUUUUUGAUGCCUUAAGCAGUGCAGAAAAGCAAGCUCGUGAUUCCCAAUCCAAACUUGAAACACUAAACAAUGAUUAUCUUAAAGCCGAUGCUGAAAGGAAGAAAUUUCGGGAUCAAUUCCUCAAUUCAGAGCAAGAACUAGCUGCUGCUAGAGGGCGUGAAGAGGCUCUGCAGGACCAGCUAUUGAAGGAGGUCAACGCUUCUCAAGAACGGCUCAGAAAACAGUUGCAGCUGUACAGUGAACUUGAGGGGAAGUUCCAACAUGAGGUGAAUCUUCGUAAAAAAGCUGAGACAUCAGCUGCUGCAUCAGAAGAGAAAGCAAGUCUUCUAGAGAGAAAGCUUAGUAGUGUGUCGGAAAGCAUAAAAAGAGAGAAAAGUCGCCUGCAGAAUGAUCUUGAGCAGCUGAAAAGUGAAUCCAAGUUUUCUGUCACAAAAAUAAGUAAAAAUCUUGAAAGAAUGGAAUUCAGAGCUGCCAAUGCUGAGAAAGAGUCAGUUCUGCUGAAGGAGCAGCUGGAAGAACUAAGGAAGAGGCUUGAUGAGUGCGUCCAGCAGAGAAUUGAAGCAGAGAAGAAACUGUCAAAUUUCACAUUUCAAGAAGGUUGUUCUAGUGACAACAUUUUGGUGAAGCAUUUGCAGGACGAACUUAGAAACUGUGAGGCUGAAGUACGUGAAGCAAGAAAGCUGAGGUCAUCUCAUGAAAACAUCGAGUUGUUGAAGGUAAAACUACUUGAGGAAAAGGGCCGAAGAGAUAGGGCAGAAUCAGAGCUGCUAAAAUUAGCAGAUCUUCAAGGAGAUAUGAAGAAGUUAGAGGAUGAACUAACUACUUGGAAAUCAAUGGUUAAAGACAUCCCUGGUGUAUCAUGUGCUGAUGAUGUGCCUCCCAAGUUUGCAGCUCUGCAGAGAGAAGUGCUUGAUAGCAUGACUAAGGUGGGUGAGGUCCAGGCCCGACUUAAACAAAUGGAGGUGGCACUGGACACUGCUGAGCUCGAGAAAAGGAAAGCAGAGAGUGAGGCUGCAGUUGCAAAGGAGAGCGCAGACUCUUCAAAAUCAGAGAUCAAGAGGAUCGAGUUGAAGCUUGUUGCUGUUAUAGAGGAAAAGGAUCGUUUAAAAAAUGUCGUUGAGGACUUGAGGAAGCAAAAGAGUGUUGAAAGCGGGCAUGAAGUGGUCAGUGGAGCUAUUCUUCAGGGGCUUGAAGCAUCUCUUGCCAAGAAAGAAGACGCUAUAAAGGAAUUGGAGAGCAGUUUAUCUGAACAAAAAGAAGUGAAUAUUCGUCAGCUGAAUGAAAUAAAUUUGCUCAGUGAGAAACUAAAUAAUGAAGCUAGAAGAAUAAGAUCUUUGGAGAGGGAGGGUGACCGCUUACGUUCUGAGAUAGCUCUCUUGGAGUCCAAGUUAGGGCAUGGAGACUAUUCUUCUGCCAAUACUAAAGUCUUGCGAAUGGUUAACACCCUGGGAGUUGAAAAUGAGGCAAAACAGACAAUAGAGGCUCUUCAAAACGAGUUGCAGAAGACAAAAGAGAAGUUACUGGCCAUUCAAGAGUUAAAAGAGCAGUCAGCUGACGCUGGUACACUGGUUGAUUCUUAUAUUUCUGGAAAGAUUAUGCAGUUGAAAGAGCAAAUUGCAACAUUAGAAAAGCGCGAGGAGAGGUACAAGACAGUUUUCGCAGAUAGGAUCUCUGUUUUCAGGAGGGCAUGCUGUGAACUCUUUGGGUAUAAGAUUGUGAUGGAUGAUCAUCAUCGUCCAGAUGGAAUACCAGUUACGCGGUUUAUGCUUCAAUCGAUCUAUGCUCAAAGUGAUAAUGAAAAGCUUGAAUUUGAAUAUGAGUCGGGGAACACAAACAUUUUGGCAAACACGUACACCUCUCAGCCAGAGAUAUCCCGACAGGUCGAUAUCUUCAUUCGGAAGAUGAAUUCAAUACCUGCUUUCACAGCUAAUUUGACUGUGGAAUCUUUCAACAAGAGAACAUUGUCUUGAAGUAACAUACAUACUGCAGUUUCUUCAUUCCCUUACUCUUGAUGGCAAUAGUAAUUCAGACUGCUGGUCUUUCGGAGUUUGUUGGAAUAUUUGGAUGUUGGUUCCAAUUUUCUGUAACUAAUUACAGCGUAAUCGGAAUAUGUGCAUAUCCGAUGCCGUUUUAUGCAAUUGAAAUAUUUCUAUCUAGGUAAAGGUACAAUAUGUCCCAAUUUGCCAGCUCUUCGAUUUGAGUCAUUCAGUUAAAAACGAUAACGUUGCAGAAGUGGUGGAUAAUUCAUUUAUGCUAUGAUUUUGAUUUUUGUUUU
This is a messenger RNA of Nicotiana attenuata, 2616 nucleotides long. RefSeq names its product mitotic spindle checkpoint protein MAD1. Gene Ontology annotation, biological process: attachment of mitotic spindle microtubules to kinetochore; mitotic spindle assembly checkpoint signaling. The record is from RefSeq and is a predicted model, not a curated record. Lineage: Eukaryota; Viridiplantae; Streptophyta; Magnoliopsida; Solanales; Solanaceae. The coding region runs from base 149 to 2311 and encodes 720 amino acids. Gene Ontology annotation, cellular component: mitotic spindle; kinetochore; nuclear envelope. The transcript has 16 exons.